CAGUGACAGUUUUCCACCCCAUAUCACAUUAUCACAUUUGAUAAAUUGUCUAUCGUCAACGCACUACUGGCAUUCCUCCGAAUACAUCAUUCCUCCCAAUCUAGUCCCUACCCAAGGAGCGUCGUCGCGUACCAAGCCUGCUUGCCUCACAACUUGUCUCACCCAGCUCUCCGAUCAUCCACGAUGUCCGGCAGUCAACAGGGCGAGUGGCCGCCAUUCGUCGGCUACCAAGUACCCAACAUGUCUGGCAAUCAACAAGGCGACUUACCGCAAUUCGACGUCAAUCAAGGGCCCAUGAUAUCUGGUGCUCAGCCAGGCGAGUCACCCAAGUUUGGCGACGACGAGAUGCCUACCGGUAGCAUGUAUGAAAGUCAGCAAGGAGAGUUACCGCAAUUCGACCCCAACGAACUGCCUGGCAUAUAUGAAAAUCAGCAUGGAGAGUUACAGCAAUUCGACGUCAACCAAGCGCCCAUGUUGUUUGGCGAUCAACAAGUCAUCCUAGAGCAGUUUGACGCCAACCAGAUGCCUACCGAGAGCAUGUAUGGAAGUCAGCAAGGCGAGUUACCGCAAUUCGACGCCAAUGAAAUGCCUGGCCUGUAUGAAAAUCAGCAAGGGGAGUUACAGCAGUUCGACGCCAACCAAGCGCCCAUGUUGUUUGGCGAUCAACAAGGCCAGCUACAGCAGUUUGACGCCAACCAGAUGCCUACCGGUAGCAUGUAUGGAAGUCAGCAAGGCGAGUCGUCUCUUUCCCCUGCCAACCAGGUGCCCAUGAUGUUUGGCAAUCAGCAAGGCGAGUCACAGCAGUUCAACACCAACCAAGCACUCAUAAUGUUUAGCAAUCAACAAGGCGAGUUACCGCAAUUCGACGCCAACGAAAUGCCUGGCCUGUAUGAAAAUCAGCAAGGCGAGUUACAGCAGUACAACGCCAAUCAAAGGCCCAUGAUAUUUGGCAAUCAGCAAGGCGAGUCGUCUUUUCCCCCUACCAACCAGGUGCCCAUGAUGUCUAGCAAUCAGCAAGGCGAGUCACAGCAGUUCAACGCCAACCAAGCACUCAUAAUGUUUGGCAGUCAACAAGGCGAGUUGUCGCUUUCCCCUGCCAACCAAGCACUCCUCGGAGCUACCUCUGCUCAAGGCGGUCAAGGAGCAGAACAGUCAGCGACCAUCGAAUCAGUGAUGGCUGCCUUGACACGCCUGGCGGCAAUUUGCGAAGGCAUAGAGACCACCUUGCCCAUGGACGUCUAUCGUGAGCUGCAAAGAGAUUACAAUGCCUUGGUUUCCACAGUGCAGGCGAAAAUAGACCUCUCUCGAGAACCUGUGCCUCAACCGAUACUGGAAGCUUCUAUACGCCUAGAAUCAAGGUUAUUCCAGCUCAUGCAUCACACACCUGUCGACGAUGUCGCCAGCCCGGUUCUUGGGCGACUAGCCGCCCCGCCGUGUCAGCUAGAGAGCAUGAGCUCGGUAGCCAUGGCACAAACAGUCGCAACGUUGAACCAGGCCUUUCCAAUACCAUGUCGUAGUUGCGCGGGUACAGGCGCUGCAUGCCAGAGGUCCUUCAUUGACGAAGAAUGCGCCUUCUGUGAAGGCUCCAACCGAGAGUGUAAAACCGACUAUACCGUGGACACCGGUCCACCACCAGUCAGUGGCGGUUCUGCGGCUGCGGCUGCGAACACGCGAAGAGUUAUGGACAACCUCUUCCAAGAACAUUGCAAGGCGAUUCUCGAUAUUGUCCACUCGAGGGUGAGGGACGCCACGAGUCUAUUAUACGUGCAAAAUGAACUAUCCUCACUUCGUCCGACCUUGGAGGGGUAUGAUGAUGUUUUCCUUUGGAAUGUUUGGAUAGGGAGCAUGAAAGAAACAUGGCUCCAUUGCAACAUGGAGAUACGCGUCGCCAAAAACCCGCCGGCAUGCCUGGAGACAAGCAGAGGGUGGGCUGUGCGCGAAUGUGUCCAAGGACGCCUUAGUCGGAUGAAGUUAAUGGCUCGAGACACCCCCGAUACCUUUUCAGUUAGAUUUGGUGCAUUCGGACUAUUUCGAGACUCAAUCGCACGCAACCUGUUUUGGUUGGACACGUACUGGUUGGCAGAAAUUUGUCCACAGCAGCGUCUAGAAAUCAGGAAUACGCUAGUGGAUUUACUGUCCUUCUGUAACAUCACGGCCGGAUACAUAUGCUCGGCACAGUCUUAUCUCGCGUUAGCCCACCGAGAGUUCCUGCGCGCCAAUGGUUACAUGGUCGCUCAAGAGUUUGUCGAGAUCUAGAAGGCACUGGAACCUUUUUAUGAGCAGAACGUAUACAUUGACAUUGUCCUGCAUCUGUGUCGGUUUGCCG
Neurospora hispaniola is the source of this 2326-nucleotide messenger RNA. RefSeq lists its product as uncharacterized. The coding region runs from base 184 to 2256 and encodes 690 amino acids. Lineage: Eukaryota; Fungi; Ascomycota; Sordariomycetes; Sordariales; Sordariaceae. The transcript has 4 exons. The record is from RefSeq and is a predicted model, not a curated record.